Messenger RNA from Parasteatoda tepidariorum (common house spider), 1037 nucleotides. Its product is annotated as ER membrane protein complex subunit 2. The record is from RefSeq and is a predicted model, not a curated record. Gene Ontology annotation, molecular function: protein binding. Lineage: Eukaryota; Metazoa; Arthropoda; Arachnida; Araneae; Theridiidae.
AGCUGGUGAGCCUUUUUAAGUAAUUUUAUGGGAGGCAGAAGGAUGUGAACAGCACAACCUUAAAAUUAGUAUUUCCGUUUUCGUUGUUUUUUUUUACGGUUUCUCAAAAUAAAUUAGCUAUUAGCAAUGGAUUGGCAAGAAGCGAGGGACAAAUUAAGGCAAUGGCGAGAUGAUAACAUAAGAUGUUCAGAGGAAGUUAUUGAAUUAUGGCAAGAUGUACUAAUCAAUUACACCCAUAAAGUUGGAGACGAAAAAUGGUUAAUUUUCGAACAGGUGUGCCUAGCUGCUUUGGAUUGUCAUCGGUUAGACAUAGCUCAAGAUUGCUUACAAAGCUUGGAUCAGCAAUUUCCUGGUAGCCUUAGGGUUCGAAAGUUGCAAGCUAUGGAAUUUGAGGCUCUUGAAAGAUAUGAUGAUGCAAUCAAACUGUAUGACUCAAUAUUGCAACAUGAUGAAGCUAAUUCUGUUAUUUAUAAGCGAAAAGUUGCUGUUCUGAAAGCCCAAAAUAAAAUUCCUGAAGCAAUUAAAGAAUUGUCUGACUACCUAAAAAAAUUCAUGAGUGAUCAUGAAGCAUGGAUGGAGUUAGCUGAUUUGUAUUUAUCUGAGCAGGAUUACAGCAAAGCAGCUUUCUGUUUAGAAGAAUUAAUUCUGUAUAAUCCUCACAAUCAUUUAUAUCAUCAACGAUAUGCAGAAAUCCAGUUUACUAUUGGUGGUUUUGAAAAUAUGGAAAUAGCUAGAGCUUACUUUGCACAAUCGAUCAAAUUGAAUUCUCAAAAUAUGAGGUCAUUGUAUGGUUUGUUUUUGUCAGCAAGUAAUGUAGCAGCAUCUCCAAAGUGUCCUGCCUUGAAGAAAAAAGAAAAUUUAAAAUAUGCAUCAUGGGCAGCUGUAAAGAUUAGUACAAAAUAUGAGGACCAAUCUUGUGAUGAUUCCCAAAUGAAAUCUCUACAAGGAAUGUUGGGGACAUUAACUCUAAAUCCUACAACUUAGUUAAAUUAUUGAAUUUUAUAUUUUAUUAUAUGAAAUAAAUUAUGUAAUAUAUA